GCGGCCGCCGAGCCGAGCGGACGCCCUCGGGGUCGCGCCGCAGCCCUCUGCGCUCCCCCCUAUCAUGCCCCGGGCCCGGGCCCGGGCCGCCCAAGCAGCCAGGACACCAUGCCCGACGGCGGCGGAGGCGACAGCGGGGAGGUGCCCGCGUUCGUGCCGGACGGCGAGCCGCUGCGGGAGGAGCAGCGGCCCUUGAAACAGUCCCUGGGAAGCUCCCUGUGCCGAGAGUCGCACUGGAAGUGCCUGCUCCUUACGCUGCUCAUCCAUGCCUGCGGCGCCGUCGUGGCCUGGUGUCGCCUGGCCACGGUGCCACGGCUGGUCCUGGGGCCCGAGGCAGCCCUGGCCCGUGGGGCCGGGGGCCCACCCCCCACCUACCCAGCCAGCCCUUGCUCUGACGGCUACCUGUACAUCCCGCUGGCCUUUGUGUCCCUCCUCUACCUCCUCUACUUGGCCGAGUGCUGGCACUGCCACGUGCGGUCCUGCCAGGCGCCACGCACAGAUGCCAACACCGUGCUUGCCCUGAUCCGCCGGCUGCAGCAGGCGCCGCCCUGCGUCUGGUGGAAGGCCACCAGCUACCACUACGUGCGCCGCACCCGCCAGAUCACCCGCUACCGGAACGGCGACGCCUACACCACCACGCAGGUCUACCACGAGAGGGCCGACAGCCGCACAGCUCGUGGUGAGUUUGACUACUCAGCACACGGCGUCCGCGAUGUCUCCAAGGAGCUCGUGGGCCUGGCUGACCACGCGGCCACGCGGCUGCGCUUCACCAAGUGCUUCAGCUUCGGCAGCGCCGAGGCCGAGGCCUCGUACCUCACCCAGAGGGCCCGCUUCUUCAGUGCCAACGAGGGCCUGGACGACUACCUUGAGGCCCGCGAGGGCAUGCACCUGAAGGACGUGGACUUCCGUGAAUCCCUCAUGGUCUUCGCGGACCCCCGCAGCCCGCCCUGGUACGCCCGCGCCUGGGUCUUCUGGCUGGUGUCGGCGGCCACACUGUCCUGGCCACUGCGCGUCGUGGCGGCCUACGGCACGGCCCACGUGCACUACCAGGUGGAGAAGCUUUUUGGUGCCAGCUCUCCCCCACCCGGGGCGGUGCCCAGCGGGCCCCCGCUCUCCCGCGUGGCCACGGUGGACUUCACCGAGCUGGAGUGGCACAUCUGCUCCAACCGGCAGCUGGUGCCCAGCUACUCGGAGGCCGUGGUCAUGGGCGCAGGCUCCGGCGCCUACCUCCGCGGCUGCCAGCGCUGCCGUCGCUCCCUCAGCAGCAACUCGCUGCCCCCAGCCCGGCCCAGUGGGCCCCGCCUGCCUUUCAGCCGCAGCCGCCUCUCCCUGGGAGCUGGGGGCCGGGCCACGCCAGGGGUCUUCCGAAGCCUGAGCGGGGGGCCACUGGGGCGCCGUGGAGAGGACACAGAGCCCCUGGAAAGCCCACCAUGCUACGAGGACGCCCUUUACUUCCCGGUGCUCAUUGUCCAUGGUGACAGCGGCUGCCAGGGGGACGGGCAGGGUGCACUCUGAGACCCACGUGGUCCCCGGAGUGGCCUCCUCCCCACCAUCCCGCCAUGGGCUUUGAUGCCUGAGUAGUUGUUGUCCGAGACAGGAGGGAAAACAGACCAGCACGCGAGGGGUAGGGGUGGGGUAGAGUCCUUAAACAGACCGAAGCACAGUGACCCAGCGUCAUUUUGGGGGUGAAUGGACACCACUGAAGUUGAGUCUGUGAACUGUCCCAGCAUGGCUCCCUCCCCCCACCCACCACUACCACGUUGCACCGUGCAAUGGCUGGUGAUCCAGCUUAGGGCCCUCUCAGGUUGAGGGGGGUGGUUUCCAGAAAGCCUGGGAUGGGGGAGGAUUCCUGGGGACAGCUGUUGCAUGCGGUCGAGGGCUGCCUCUGGGCUCUUCCCUGCAGAGCCGAGGCCACACUGGGAGCCCUCGAGCAACCCAGAAGCACAAAUUGGUGGUUUGGGGCCAUGCCCGGUUGGGCUGGCCUCCAUGAAGCUGGGGGGUUGGCUGUGGCAGCUCCACAGCCUGGGCCCCACUACCGGCCCCAAGUGCCCAUCCUCCUCCCCUAACAAGCUCCUCCCUGCCUGCCCUCUGGUCUCUGCUCAGGGCCAGCCCCCGAUCAGACUCUGCGGCACAGCCCCUGUACUGGGAGCCCGGUUCUUGGAGCACAGCCUUGUCCCCCCGUGGCCCUCUGUUUUUCCCUAGUGUACCCUCCCCCCACAUCCAGCUCCCCUAUGACCUGGGGUUCCUUCUCAGGGCCCCGCCUUGAUCCCACAUCUCCUGGUCUCGCUCCUGUCCCCCCAAAGUCCACCUCUGCUUCUAUCAGCCACGCACACACCCCCAGGCUUUCCCUCUCCUUGCUCCUCCAGACUUCUCUGCUCUUCACCCUCCCGAUGACCCACGGGGCCCAGGGCCACAGGGCAUCCGAGGGACCUCGGCCUUGGCCACAGCCUCUUGGACGAUGCACCUGCUCUGCCACGGAGGCCCCUGCUUCUCCCAUUGGUGGGGCCUGGCCCAGGGGACACCAUCCCUCCUCCGGGGAGGAGAGAAUAGUCCCCUCCCAGCUGGGGUUCCCACCACCUCUCGGGGGCCAGUGGGGGAGGGAGGAGGCAGAGAAGAUGCAGAUAAAAUAAAAGGUAUGAAAUGGAAGGUCUUCUCACGUGCAUUCCUAUGUGGUGGGUCCAAGGCCAAUACAAGCACAAUGGGCCACCCUGGGUCAGAGAUUCAAUGCUCGGUUCUGGAAGGGGAUGCCGGGUUGGGCUCCAGUGCUCCCAGGAACAGGGUAAGCUGAGAGGGAACCCUGCCCAGCCGGGGGCCCAAGACUCAGGUUUGAGUUGCUCUGAGCAGCUGACUCCAACCGACUGGUAUCUGGGUCACUUCUAACGCAUUGUCCAAGUGGUCCAUCUUCCAGCCCGGUGGGGGUUUUCAUUCCACUGCUGGCAGGCUGGGGACGAAGUAGACCAAAGUGGAAGAAAAGAGCUAAGGUCUGUGGUGCCAGUUCAGUGCCCCCGGUGGCCACUGGUGUCCAGGGGAGUGGGUGCUGAGCAUGUCGGAGGACACAGGGUGGGGAACAGCCAGCCCCACAACAGCACAUGGGAUCUGAAGACCGAGAACAAGGGCAAAAGAAGGGCCUCACUCACUCCUGGCAGUGGCAUCUUCCCAGGUACAGCCGUGUAGGGUGUUCACUGUGCCAGGGCACUGGGCUGCAGGGCAAGUGUGGGUGGAAGCCAGCCCACGGGCCGCUCCUCCAGCCCCAGCAUGGAGCUGCACCCAGCUGCGUAAAGGCACCAGAGGGACUAGUGGUGGCUCUAGAAGGGUGCUGGGAAUAGGUGGGAUUUGCCUGGGCAGAGACAGGGCAGAGGGUGUUCUGGGCCAUGGGAGCUGCCUGCACAAAGGCCCGGACGCAGGGCAUGAAGCAAGGUGCGAGGAGCAAGUAGAAGCAAAGAGCCAUGGAACAGCUGGCUGAGGCCUUCAAUACCAAACCCCAGAAUUUGUCCAUAAGCCGGGGAAACGGGAACCACGAACGUGGUUGAGCAGGUAAGUGACAAAGUCAGGGCCACGUUUUAGAAUUUUGGGCGAAGUCCAGCUGCUGUCGGCCAUGGGGGAGGGUGGUGUUAGACCAAAGCUUUCCCUGGGCAUCACUGCCUCGCUUCUUUGGGAGUGAAGUCAGUUCUUUGUUCAGAAGCAACUUGAAAAACUAUGGUACCCAAGCAUUGUAGGUCGCUGCGGGGAGUGUGUGUGUGGAGGGGGGGGAGGUUUAGUGGUUCCAGCUCCUGCCCAUGGAGACGAUUUCCUUCUCCCAAUUUCCUGCUCUAAUACCACAGUCACGAACUACCUGCUAGCUAUGAUCCGCUAUCCUCUCCUUCUCAACAGCAGAACCCCAGUUUUACUUCAGAUGGCAAUGAGCCCAGCUAAAAGGCAACAUUUCUAGCCUCCCUCGCACAUAGAGUGUGACUGUGUGACUUAAUUUUAGGUUAUGAGAUAUAAGCAGAAGGUGUUGGAAAGGAUUUUUAAGAAUGCUCCUUGACAUAGAAAUAU
This is a messenger RNA of Ailuropoda melanoleuca (giant panda), 4035 nucleotides long. It is a transcript of the gene TMEM151A, whose product is annotated as transmembrane protein 151A. The record is from RefSeq and is a predicted model, not a curated record. The transcript has 2 exons. Lineage: Eukaryota; Metazoa; Chordata; Mammalia; Carnivora; Ursidae. The coding region runs from base 109 to 1515 and encodes 468 amino acids.